Aricia agestis (brown argus) is the source of this 1520-nucleotide messenger RNA. RefSeq lists its product as uncharacterized. Bases 337 to 1182 code for a protein of 281 amino acids. The record is from RefSeq and is a predicted model, not a curated record. NCBI's taxonomy places the organism in Eukaryota, Metazoa, Arthropoda, Insecta, Lepidoptera, Lycaenidae. The transcript is spliced from 7 exons.
UUGAAAAAUAAUCGAAUUUCGUGUUGUUGGUGUUGUUUUCAGUGCUUUUAUUUUAUUAUAAGAAAUGUGUUAAAUUUUAUGAAAAUACAGUUUUUAGCCAGAAGUAUUUCUAAUUCACGAUUUAAGUUAUAUAAAAUACUGAAUUUUGGUAAUCUAUCACGCUAAAAUGUCGCGAUUCGUGGCUAAAAAUAACGAGUACGAUAUUUUUCAGGAAUAAGCGACCUUCAAACUCUGAUCAGUAAGAUACCUCUGAGCGUAUGCUGUAGGCUCGUGUUGUCGGAGUUCGGAGUACAGUGGCGGGAUGUGAGCCGGGCUGUCAGGAACUCCCGGUUGCCUAUGACCCCAGCAAGUGUCGCCAGGGUCCUAUCGAGGCAUGCCAAAAAUCUACCCAAUGAGGAAAUCAUUGAAAUUGUAUCAAAAUUGAGAUUAAAAAUGGUGGUAACGCAGCGCAGGACGUGGCAUGUUAUUAAGCUAUCAGAACAAAUAUCAGAUGAGCCGGUCAACACUUUGGUGCGGGUGCUACCGGCUCGUGUUGAAAAUGCAUUGAGAACAUCCAAAACUAGUCGGAAUAUGCGUCCAGAGGUCCAAUCCAUCAAGAUGGGUGACUUGAUAUACAUCAGCAUACAGAUGGUGUCGGAGAUCAAGGAUGGGGCAGUGCUGUAUGUGGCCUAUCCACCCGGGGAGGCAGUGGCGCUGGUCAGCUCGCUACAUUCCAGCUCCCUGAAACCUUGUCUGCUAGGUUUGGGCUAUAAGAAAUUUGAGGAUGCUGGUCUGAACGGGAGAGAUGUGUACUCGUUGCUAAGAAUCAUCAACGGUGGGAACACAGAAUUGCCUGACCAUCUUGCCGAACUUCCAGAAUUUGAUGAUGGACCUUGCACUGUUAAAGGAGGUAUAGACUUUACUGGUCGCGCUGCCGCGGACCGGUACGCGGCGGCCGCGCUCGGCCCCGACCCGCCGCAACUCACCAAACUCGCCGUCACUGCCAACAAAAAGUUCUUCAAUCCCGACAUAUUGAAUAAGAAGAUGAAAAUAACGAUACAGUUAAAGAGUGAUGACAUUGCUAAAACUCUUCAUACCUGGGCCGUGAAGAGAGCCAUACACCCCAUGUCAGAUUGGUUCCGAGUCUUCCAUCAAGCCAAAUCAAACAAACUGCAAGUGGACUUUGAUGAUGAUUCUUCAUGAUUUGUGAUAAGCAAUUUUCGACAUUGGGUCGUCUGUAUAUAAAUAAUGGAAAUAUAAAUGAAAAGCAAAAGAAUGAAGAGACUGCCAGAUUUCAAGGACAAAAUGACAGAUUUCUUUUCUAUAUCUGUAACAUUGUUUAUUUUCUAUAGAAAUCCUUUGGGGGCAUGCAUAAUGUAAAAACAAUUACUUAGCGCAGAAGUAAGGAUGCUGCGCAUAUCCCUCCCUUCAAGCUGUCCAAAUGUCAGUAAGGGAGCUUUCACAAGCCACCGCGGCGUUUUACCGCAAUUUUUGUGCAUGUUUAUAUAGUGAAUUAUUCAAAUUAAAAAAACAUUACAUUU